Aethalodelphis obliquidens (Pacific white-sided dolphin) is the source of this 530-nucleotide messenger RNA. RefSeq names its product microseminoprotein, prostate associated (gene MSMP). The record is from RefSeq and is a predicted model, not a curated record. The transcript is spliced from 3 exons. The coding region runs from base 1 to 420 and encodes 139 amino acids. Gene Ontology annotation, cellular component: cytoplasm. NCBI's taxonomy places the organism in Eukaryota, Metazoa, Chordata, Mammalia, Artiodactyla, Delphinidae.
AUGGCCUUAUGGAUGCUCUGGGCUGGACAGGCUAAGGGGACCCUGGGCGGCUGGGGGAUCACCUGCUUGGUGAUAUCUCUGCUCCUCCAGCACCCAGGAGUCCACAGCAAGUGCUACUUCCAAGCUCAAGCGCCCUGCCACCAUGAAGGGAAAUAUUUCACCCUGGGCGAGUCUUGGCUCCGCAAGGACUGUUUCCACUGCACCUGCCUGCAUCCCGUCGGUGUGGGCUGCUGUGACACGUCCCAACAUCCUAUCGACUUCCCCGCUGGGUGUGAGGUACGUCGGGAGGCAGGAACGUGCCAGUUCUCCCUGGUGCAAAAAUCUGACCCCCGGCUGCCCUGCAAAGAGGGAGGGCCCAACCCAGAGUGGGGCUCAGCUAACACCCCUAUUCCUGCGGCUCCUGCUCCCCACUCCAGCUAAACUCAACCGACCGCCCUUUUGCUGACUGCCCACUGCUGCUGCCACUUCCAGGGAAACCACUAGAAGCUGCCGAUUUAUUCUGAAUAAAUAAAUUAAUGCUACAGCUGAAA